CUUCCUUGUUUGACGACAUUGGAAAGGUCUCGCAGGAAAAAUUUAGACUCUGGUUAUUCACGAAGAUGGUCGAUGAUCAUUGGGCUGCUCGUCAUGACAGAAACAAAGUUGACCUCGCCUUCAUUGUCGACUGUACAGGUUCCAUGGGUCUUCAUAUCAAGCAAGCGCAAAAACACGUUCGAAGUAUCGCCGAAACUGUUUCGCGAACUGCAUUCAACGUGAAGCUUGGGCUGGUAGAGUACAGAGAUCACCCUCCCCAGGAUAACUCAUUUAUAACGAAAGUUCACGAUUUUACACAUUCCGUAGAGGAAAUGAAAAAAUGGGUGGAUGGUAUGAGCGCAAGAGGCGGUGGAGAUGGUCCUGAGUCAGUGGCUUGUGCUUUGGACGCAGCUUCCAAACUCAACUACAGAAAAGAUGCUACCAAGAUUUGUGUUCUCAUUGCUGAUGCCCCUCCUCAUGGACUUGGACUAGAGCAUGAUGGUUUCCCUGAUGGCUGUCCAACUGGCAAUGACCCUCUACAGGCUUGUAGAGCUAUGGUGGAGAAGGGAAUUGUACUGUACUGUGUAGGAUGUGAACCAAACAUCCUACGCUACAAAGAUUUCUUUAUGGGUUUGGCAUACAUAACUGGUGGCCAGUAUGUUCCUCUCUCCAAAGCUCAGGGUUUAUCAAAGGUAAUAAUAAAUGCCUCACUUGAGGAGGUUGCCCAUGAGAACAUUAUGGGAUAUGUUGAAGACUUCUUAAACAUGGCCCUUGAAGAAAUGAAAGGAAAGAAACAGAAGGUAACUGUAGAUGACUUGGCUGAAAAACUUCAAGAGCAUUUAAACCUGAGAAAUGUCAAAUCCCGCCAACUUCAGUGCAACUCUGCAGAACUCCAGCCCCCCACACCAACAGCAAAGAGAAUUUCUGGGUUAAAAAAAUUGUCACAAGUUCAGCAGUUCCUAGAGAAAGACACUCCAAUGGACUACAGAUUAUUUUACAUGAACAAUGUCACAGUGGAGGUCACCAUAACCGAGCCAGCAGAAGUUACUAAACUCUUGUCUGAAAGGUUACUUACGAAGGCACUUGGCAGGCAGAAAAUACCUGUGGAACAUGAUGAAGAAACUGGUGAGAUAACCAUCUAUGAGCCAUUUAUGUCUGGAGCAAGUCCUGCAGUGUAACCUAAUGACAUUUUUAUGAAAAGGGUUUCAAGAAUUUUUGACACAGAUUCAUGACAUGUGCGGAAGUAUUCAAGUGGACUCCUACCACACAGUUUAUUUUAGCCAAGAACCAACUUUCUCAAAAGCUUUUUCCUUUUCCUGAACAGCAGUAGGUUAGCCCCUUAUCCAGCACAUAACUUCAAGUAUCGCCAAAUAUCAAUUUAUGGGAACCAUGAGGGAACCCAUGUAUGGUUACUAUUUUGUUGUGAAUUGUAACAUAGGAAAUAUCCUUGAGUAAGGAGUAAAGAAACUUGACAAUGAAUUAUAUUAAUAGUGGUAGAGUGUUGUUAGUCUCCAAUGAGACAACUUUAUUUUGCUUGUUAUGAGGUUGUUAAAAGGCCUCAAAUUCUUUAAGUUCAAUUAUUUUACCAUCAAGUUUUUUAUGGAUGGGAAGAUUAGCAGCUUUUCUCUGCAGUUCAAUAACAAAGUUGACACAAGUGAUGCAGUUACAUUAUGUAUUCAGCAGUUCAUUUAAGAGGUUACAAACAUAAAUGUUAUAAUUACCUUCUUCAGAAGAACAACUGUUAACCUAGGUCUUUUUUGUCUCACCACAUUUAAUGAUCUCCUUUUUAAAAAUCCAUUUAGUUUUCUUUUCUCUUUGAUUAUUGUUACAAAGUAAAUACUCCUGUAAACAUGGCAUUUAUGAACUUAAUAAUGUUAUGCUAUUUUUGACUG
Molecule: messenger RNA, 1871 nt
Organism: Pocillopora verrucosa
Lineage: Eukaryota; Metazoa; Cnidaria; Anthozoa; Scleractinia; Pocilloporidae
Cellular component (GO): cytoplasm
Molecular function (GO): protein serine/threonine kinase activity
Source: RefSeq, a predicted model, not a curated record